Molecule: messenger RNA, 1480 nt
Organism: Cannabis sativa
Lineage: Eukaryota; Viridiplantae; Streptophyta; Magnoliopsida; Rosales; Cannabaceae
Product: F-box protein At2g39490
Exons: 3
Coding region: 172-1371 (399 amino acids)
Molecular function (GO): protein binding
Source: RefSeq, a predicted model, not a curated record
UGUUUAUAUUUAUAGAGACAAAAAUCAUUAGAUUCCACCGUCCAAAGAUUUCUCUUUUUCUCUUCCUCACCAUCUCACAUAUUUAUAUAUAUAUAUGUGCCAAGAUUGUGGUAGUGUUCAUCUACCAAAUAUUUGAUCUUAAUUAUAAUUAAAAAAUUUCAAUUAAUUAUAAUGGAUGAUCAAAAAAGUAGUGUUGAUUUGAUUAGUAAUCUUCCACUUGAUAUUCUAAGACACAUAAUUUCAUUUCUUCCACUCAAAGAAGCUGUACAAAGUAUGAGCCUUUCCACUCUUUGGAGCCAAGUUUUGGCUCCCAUUAAUGUCAAAUUAAAGAGCUUUAAUGAAGAAGAAGAAGAAGAAGUUAGUUUCAAAGAGAUUGAAGAAGUGUUUGGUGGGUUUUUGAGCUCUUACAAUUCUCCUCAACUUUUGUGUAUUGGUAAAGUUGUCUUAGCCACUAAAGGGGUUGAAAAUGAGCUUCAUCUAAACUUCUUUGACCAAUCUAUUAUUACUAAUUCCACUUCUCCUUUUCAUUUAAAGCUACAUACAAAAAAUACCUCAAACAAUGCUAAUUUUGCCUUCUCUUCUCUUAGAACUCUUCAUCUUUGUUAUGUUAAUAGUAAAGUUAUAAACUUGGUUAGUGAAUUGUUUAAAGGGUUUCAUCUUCUUCAAAGUUUGAGAGUUGAGAAAUGUGUCGGGUUGGAGGAACUUCAUGUGGAUAUGACCAAUUCUCUCCAUAAUUUGGAAGUGUUGGAUUGUAAUGACAUUGUAAGUGUUGUAGUUUGUGCUCCAUAUCUUAAAAGUUUCAAGUUUUGUGGACUUUUUCUUCCCCGAAUCAUGCAACUUGUAAACCCUAUCAAUUUGGUUGAAGCCACUCUUGAAUUCGAGGGAGGUGGAGUAGUGGGUGAUGGCGAAUUCGAGUGUGAGGAUGUUCUUUCACUCUUGAAUUCGCUUAAGGAUGUUCAAACUCUCACCAUAAGUGGUUGGCUUCUCGAGUGGAUGUGUAGAGGAGGAGUGAUAUUUAGAAGGCUUGAUUUCCAAUUCAACAAGUUAGAGAAGCUAUGUUGGAUUGGAUCUUCCAUAGACAAGGCUAAGAGAGAUUCUUUGGCUUGUUUCUUAAACAUAUGUCCUUCAUUGCUCAAACUCUCUAUUGAGAUGAAUCAUAGGCUAAGCAUCAUUGAUUGUCCAUUUUUCCACUAUUAUUGGCAUGAGCCUCAUCUUUGGAUGGAUUGUGAAAGUGUGAAAAGUAACACAUUACAACUAAAACAACUCAAAAUGUUAAGGUUAGAAGGAUUUUUGGGUGAAGAAGAUGAAAUUUUGUUAAUGGAGCUAUUGCUUAACAAAGCUGUGGUUCUUGAGUCAAUGACAAUAGCAUAAUUAAGUACUAAGUAGAGCUUGUUAAACAAGGUAGAGCAAAAUUUGCUCAUGAUUUUCAAUGUAAAUGUAAUUAAACUCAUUAAUAUAAUAUUAUAAAUUUGGUUAAAAA